UUUCCACUAGUCUUCUUCCACUCUAGAGCCUUCCCGCACCACCCUUUCUUCCUUUCUCCUCCUCUCUCUUCUCCCUCCUCCUUCUUCUCCGCCUCCCUCUCAGGCUCCAGGUCUUCGGGAAAACCCGGGGCAGAUCUCAGGUCCGAACACGACUUGCGCACGCGCAGUUGCUGUGCCGGUUCGGCCGGUGGUUCGGAGGUUCCAGGCUGCUCAGUCCCGCUGCCCUCCAGGCCUCGGCUCCUGCUUGGGGCAGCUGCGCUGUGCCCUCAGGAUGAGCGUCCCCGACUACAUGCAGUGUGCAGAGGACCACCAGACCCUCCUGGUGGUCGUCCAGGCCGUGGGCAUCGUCUCUGAGGAGAACUUCUUCAGGAUCUACAAGCGGAUCUGCUCGGUGAGCCAGCUCAGUGUGCGCGACUCGCAGCGCGCGCUCUUCAUCCGGUACCGGCACCACUACCCACCCGAGAACAACGAGUGGGGAGACUUCCAGACGCACCGCAAGGUGGUAGGCCUCAUUACCAUCACCGACUGCUUCUCGCCCAAAGACUGGCCACAGACCUUUGAGAAGUUCCACGUGCAGAAGGAGAUCUACGGCUCCACACUCUACGAUUCCCGUCUCUUCGUGUUCGGGCUGCAGGGUGAUGUGGCUGAGCAGCCGCGCCCGGAUGUGGCCUUCUAUCCCAACUAUGAUGACUGUGAUUCAGUGGAGAAGCGCAUCGAAGACUUCAUCGAGUCCCUUUUCAUUGUGUUGGAGUCCAAGCGCCUGGACAGAGCCACCGACAAGUCCGGGGACAAGAUCCCUCUUCUCUGUGUCCCCUUUGAGAAGAAGGACUUCGUGGGACUAGACACAGAUAGCAGACACUAUAAGAAGCGGUGCCAAGGACGCAUGCGGAAGCACGUUGGGGACUUGUGCCUCCAGGCUGGGAUGCUGCAGGACGCCCUGGUACACUACCACAUGUCUGUGGAGCUCCUGCGCUCAGUCAAUGACUUCCUGUGGCUAGGGGCUGCCCUGGAAGGGCUGUGUUCGGCUUCCGUCAUUUACCAUUAUCCCGGAGGAACUGGUGGCAAGACCGGGGCUCGGAGAAUCCAAGGCAACUCACUUCCCUCAGAAGCAGCCAACAGACACCGGCCAGGGGCGCAAGAAGUUCUCAUUGACCCAGGUGCUCUCACCACCAACGGCAUAAAUCCUGACACCAGCACUGAGAUCGGAAGGGCCAAGAACUGCCUCAGCCCCGAGGACAUCAUUGACAAAUACAAAGAGGCCAUCUCCUAUUACAGCAAGUAUAAGAACGCCGGAGUGAUUGAGCUGGAAGCGUGUGUCAAGGCCGUGCGUGUCCUGGCUAUUCAGAAGCGUGGCAUGGAAGCUUCGGAGUUUCUUCAGAAUGCUGUGUACAUCAAUCUCCGCCAGCUUUCUGAAGAAGAGAAAAUCCAGCGCUACAGCAUCCUGUCUGAACUCUACGAGCUGAUUGGUUUCCACCGCAAGUCCGCAUUCUUCAAGCGAGUGGCUGCCAUGCAAUGUGUGGCCCCAAGCAUCGCAGAACCUGGCUGGAGGGCCUGUUACAAGCUCCUUUUGGAGACACUGCCUGGCUACAGUCUGUCGCUAGAUCCUAAGGACUUCAACAAAGGCACACACCGAGGCUGGGCUGCCGUUCAGAUGCGCCUGCUGCAUGAGCUGGUCUAUGCCUCCCGCAGGAUGGGAAACCCCGCACUGUCUGUGAGGCACCUAUCCUUCCUUUUGCAGACCAUGCUGGACUUCCUGUCUGACCAGGAAAAGAAAGAUGUGACUCAGAGCCUGGAGAACUACACCGCCAAGUGUCCUGGGACGAUGGAGCCCAUCACCCUCCCAGAUGGCCUCACGCUGCCUCCUGUGCCCUUUACCAAGCUGCCCAUUGUCAGGUGUGUGAAGCUGCUGAGCCUCCCUACCAGCCUGCGGCCACAGAAGGUGAAAAGCUUGCUGGGGCAGAGCAUGUCCACCAAGAGCCCCUUCAUCUAUUCACCGAUCAUCGCACACAACCGUGGAGAAGAACGCAACAAAAAAAUAGAUUUCCAGUGGGUUCAAGGAGAUGUGUGUGAAGUUCAGCUGAUGGUGUACAACCCAAUGCCGUUUGAGCUCCGUGUGGAAAACAUGGGGCUUCUCACCAGUGGAGUGGAGUUCGAGUCUCUUCCUGCAGCGCUUUCUCUCCCUGCGGAAUCUGGUUUGUAUCCAGUGACGCUAGUCGGGGUCCCACAGACUACAGGGAUGAUCACUGUGAAUGGCUACCACACCACAGUCUUUGGGGUCUUCAGCGACUGUCUUCUGGACAACCUUCCGGGACUGAAGACGGGCGGCUCCACCGUGGAAGUCAUCCCUGCCUUGCCAAGACUACAGAUCAGCACAUCGCUGCCCAGGUCUGCACGUUCACUGCAGCCUUCUGCUGGUGAUGAGAUUGCCACUAACGUGUCUGUUCAACUUUACAAUGGAGAAACUCAGCAGCUGGCCGUGACCUUGGAGAACAUUGGCCUGGAACCUCUGGAGCAGCUGGAGGUCACCUCCAAGCUUCUCACCACCAAGGAGAAGUUGUAUGGUGACUUCUUGAGCUGGAAACUGGAAGAAACGCUGGCCCAGUUCCCCCUGCAGCCCGGGAAGGUGGCUACUUUCACCAUCAACAUCAAGGCAAAGCUGGACUUCUCUUGCCAGGAGAAUCUCCUCCAGGACCUGAGUGACGAUGGAAUCAGCGUGAGCGGCUUUCCCCUGUCCAGUCCUUUCCGCCAGGUCGUCAGGCCCCGAGUAGAGAGCAGACCCACAAACCCUUCUGAGGGCAGCAAGACGGGGGACGUUGGCCACGUCAAGACUCUGGAAGCUGUCCUGAACUUCAAGUACUCUGGAGGCCCAGGACAUGUGGAAGGGUAUUACAGGAACCUCUCCCUGGGACUACACGUGGAAGUCGAGCCCUCUGUGUUUUUUACCCGAGUCAGCACACUUCCAGCAACCAGCACCCGGCAGUGCCACUUGCUCCUUGACGUCUUCAACUCCACAGAGCAUGAGCUGACAGUCUGUGCCAGGAACAACUCUGAACUUGUCCUGCAUGCCAGUGAGUGCCAGCGAAUGGCUAUUCAAGUGGACAAGUUCAACUUUGAAAGUGUCCCAGAGUCCCCUGGAGAGAAGGGACACUUUGCAAAUCUGAAGCAGCUGGAAGAAGAGAGGCAGGAGGCACGAGGCCUGGAGAUCAGCCGCAAGCUGGACAUCCGCUGGAGAAUUCCAUCUCUGAAGCGCAGUGGCGAGGCAAGCGUGGAGGGCCUCCUGAACCAGCUCAUCUUGGAACACCUGCAGCUGGCGCCUCUGCAGUGGGAUGUGCUGGUGGACGGGCAGCCAUGUGACUGUGAGGUGGCAGCUGCCUGCCAGGUCGGGGACCCUGUGCGCUUGGAGGUGCGGCUGACUAACAGGAGUCCCCGCAGUGUGGGGCCCUUCGCCCUCACCGUGGUCCCUUUCCAGGACCACCAGAAUGGUGUGCACAACUAUGAUCUGCAUGAUGUCAUCUCCUUUGUGGGUUCCAGUACCUUCUACCUUGACACGGUACAGCCAUCGGGCCAAUCUGCCUGCCUUGGGGCCCUCCUCUUCCUCUACACAGGUGACUUCUUCCUCAACAUCCGCUUCCACGAGGACUGCAAGAGCAAGGAGCUGCCACCAUCCUGGUUCUGCUUGCCCAGCGUGCAUGUGCGGGCCCUGGAGGCACAGGCCUGAGCCCCUUACCCUGAAGGCUGUGUCCUCCGUAUGCCAUAGCCAGCACUCCUCCUCCUCCCUCCCCGAAGUCACCCUGAGGCUCCACCCUGCUUUGUUUCUGGCCUGUUAUGCUGAAUGACCUCAUAUCCAGUGCCAGCCUGGGUGGUGGCCCUGGAUGGCCAGCGUAGCAGAGGAGCCUCUCUGAUUUGCCAUCUCCCUUUGGCUGUAAGAAGUGCUGAGCCACCCCUUGAGUCUCCUGAGGUCUGGCUUACUCCUACAAAUGUCACUGGCAGCCCAAGCAAGGGAGGGGACAGUGUGGGUAACCAGGGUGAGCAGGCAUCAGGGUGUUCCCUGCCUCUGUGUUCUGGUCUCCAAGUAUGUGUAUUUAUGUUGUCAUGUUCUCCAAUAAAGGCCUGCCUUGCUUACCUCA
Messenger RNA from Mastomys coucha (southern multimammate mouse), 4127 nucleotides. RefSeq names its product trafficking protein particle complex 9 (gene Trappc9). Bases 272 to 3718 code for a protein of 1148 amino acids. The record is from RefSeq and is a predicted model, not a curated record. The transcript has 23 exons. NCBI's taxonomy places the organism in Eukaryota, Metazoa, Chordata, Mammalia, Rodentia, Muridae. Gene Ontology annotation, cellular component: trans-Golgi network.